Messenger RNA from Trichoderma gamsii, 2187 nucleotides. RefSeq lists its product as hypothetical. NCBI's taxonomy places the organism in Eukaryota, Fungi, Ascomycota, Sordariomycetes, Hypocreales, Hypocreaceae. The transcript has 2 exons. The record is from RefSeq and is a predicted model, not a curated record. Bases 1 to 2187 code for a protein of 728 amino acids.
AUGAUUGAUGCGGAGAAUCUGUGGACAGCUUCGCAGUACAUCAACAACCAGCUGCUGUCGAGAGGACUUCUCCGCGAUGGCCGCGACAUCGACUUCACAAGCCUGGGAGAAGACGAAUACAGCACCGCAGAGACUGCAGGCCGCAUCAUAAGCAUCUUGAAUGAUCUCAUUAUCCGACGAGAUCGAGAUGCAGAACAACGCGAGUCCCUCUCGGUAGCGCUGCGCGGUCUUCGAGCGGAGAACUUAAAAUACACAAGCGACAUUGCGCGACUAUCAGAGAAGGCUGCCGAGGCCCAGCGCAGAAGCGACAUCGCCACGGCAUCCGAAGCUUCGCUCAAGACCCAGCUCAAGUCAGCAGAGUCGACUGUGCGAGGACUCAAAGAUGAGCUGGCACGCACAAAAGGAUUAGUGGGACAAGUACGAACCGCAUGCGCGACCGAAGUACGGAGGCGUGAUCGACAAAUCGAAAGUCUCAAGAAGCAGGUCGGCGAGGCGGGUCGCGCGAGAGGAACAAGAACCAGCUCUGGAGUCGUGUCGAUUACCGUGACAGGAGAUGUGGGCAAUGAAAGCAGGAGAUCGCUCACACGUGGAGGAAACAUUGAAGACGAAGAUUAUUCCUUGCGUACCGAGACAAACUCUUUUCUUGCUAGCUUGGCGCAGAACUUGAGCGAAGAGAACGAGACUCUCUUGAACGUCGUGCGACAGGCAAAAGAUCGGCUGUGCGAGAUGAGUGGAUGGAAUAGCGAAGUCAAAGAGGAAUCUGAGGUUGUCAAGCCGCAAGGCUGGCAGGAGAUGGCAUCGGAGCUUGGCGCUGUGAUGGAACACCUGAGAACAAUCUUGACGAACCCAUCCUUUGUGCCAAUCGAAGAGGUUAUGGUGCGAGAGGAAGAAAUCGAUCGUCUUAAAGCUGGCUGGAUCAAGAUGGAGAGCCGAUGGGAAGACGCUGUUCAUCUGAUGGAUGGCUGGCGGAAGAGAAUGAAUAAAACUGGGAAACCUAUUGGGGAGGAGGAUCUCAAGAUGGGAUUGCAUUUGAGCCCGGUCCGCGUCUCCAAUGUUGAGGAAACAAGGACCGGACGAGAACCCGGCCUACCAGUCGUGGCAGAAGAAAGCGAAGAAGAAGAGGAAGAUGACGAGUCGAAACAAUCGCCCUGUCCUCCUAAAGGAUCGUACCAGGGGAUGGCUGAUGUCGCAGAGGAAGACGAAGAAGAGGACGAUCUCGAAGAGGACAUCUAUGGUUAUAGUAACGAUGAGUCAGGCGGUCCUGACAACAACGACGAAGGUGACGGCGGCAACGACGACAACGACAGAAAUGACGACGACGAUGUUAUGGAAAUUGACGAAGAACCACCAAACAACCAUGUCCCCGGGAUGGAAGAUUCGGGGGCGGCUGAUGAUAUAGAGUCAGAUCAACCUCCCAUACCGCCUCCUCACUUGGUUCCGCUUCAGAAUUCUUCUUCAGCUGGCAACCGCGGUCCUUUGCAAAGUAGACAUCGACAAAAGCCCAGUGGCUCUAUCAUGCAGCAGACGGCUGCAGUUAACAGCGCCGAGGCCCCCAAAUUUACAUCUAAUCGAGUUGUAAAGGCACUAGGGACUUCCCAGAGGCAGCGGCUUGAUGGUACAAAGACAACUAGGCCCGAAGAGCCGCCGCUUGUUGCAUCAACGUCAUCUCUAGAUGAAGCUCUACUGUCAAACAACCGAGCAGAAGAACCUCCAGCCUCUCGAAGCGGCCCUGCGGCUGGUGCCAGUUCCAACCCAGGGGGCAUACGAUCCAACCCACGUCGUAUGCCUGUCCGUCUGGCACCAACACAGGCAAACAGGGUUUCGCGGCCACAGCUUGGUAGCUCGCCAUCCAAAGCUGCCAUUGCCGCCAAGCUCGCCGCCUCGGAAAAGCAAGCUGAUGCUGCGCGCGCAAAACUCCAAACCCUGCGAGCUGCAAAGACUGCUCAAAGACCUGCAGUGGCCUCUGCCACGGAGCUGUCGAGACCUUCGGCGGCGGCAAGAAUACAGGCUUCGGUAGCCGGUCGGCCCAGGAGUGCUAGUCCGAUAAAGCGAGAAGUUGCACAGCAAGAAGUACAGAAACCCGAGAAACGCAAGAGGGAUAUUCGGGUGGCCAAAGUUUCGUCGAGGCGGAGGAGCACGCUUAGUCCCUUUGAACUACAGGGCUUGAUAUCUGGCAAUGUUGAAUGA